Amphiprion ocellaris (clown anemonefish) is the source of this 1825-nucleotide messenger RNA. It is a transcript of the gene pdxp, whose product is annotated as pyridoxal (pyridoxine, vitamin B6) phosphatase. Gene Ontology annotation, cellular component: cytoplasm. The record is from RefSeq and is a predicted model, not a curated record. Gene Ontology annotation, molecular function: phosphatase activity. The transcript is spliced from 2 exons. NCBI's taxonomy places the organism in Eukaryota, Metazoa, Chordata, Actinopteri, Pomacentridae. Bases 180 to 1124 code for a protein of 314 amino acids.
GUUUAUGUAGCCCAGUGUCCGUGUAUGUAACCGCAGCAAGGACUCUGCAAUGUGAUUUCCUGACAUUGAUUUGUUUUCAUAUCGCCUCUUCUGCUGUCUUAAACCACGUUAUGCACCAGCCUCUGACAUGGGGGACCACUAGCAGGUGAAACACGGAAGAAACCGAGGAAAAAGCCGGGAUGGCGGGCGCCUUUGGGUUCAAAGGCUGCCAGAAAAUUCGAGGUCCGCAGAUCCGGAGUCUGCUGGAGGCGAAGGACUUCUUCCUCUUCGACUGCGACGGGGUCAUAUGGCACGGAGAGAAGGCGAUCACGGGCGCGGCGAAGGUGGUGAACGCGCUGAUCCGGCAGGGCAAAAACGUAGUGUUCGUCACCAACAACUGCACCAGGCCGCGGGAGAAUUACGUGCACAAGUUCUGCCGGCUGGGCUUCACCGACGUGAUGCUGGAGCAGAUCUUCAGCUCGUCCUACUGCUCGGCGCUCUACCUGAGAGACGUGGUCAAGGUCCGCGGCCAGGUGUUCGUCAUCGGCUGCGACGGGCUACGCAGAGAGCUGCUGGAGGCGGGCAUCCCCUGCGUGGAGGAGGCGGACGACCCGGACGCCACCAUCUACAACUGCGCCCUGGCUCCGGACGUGAAGGCGGUGCUGGUGGGACACGACGACAAACUGACUUUUCUGAAACUGGCCAAAGCUUCGUGCUACCUGCGGGACCCGGACUGUCUGUUCCUGGCCACCGACAACGACCCCUGGCACCCGCUGUCAGGAGGAAGGAUACUGCCAGGUUCUGGGUCCCUCACUGCAGCCCUGGAGGUGGCUUCGGGUCGCAAGGCCACUGUGAUCGGCAAACCCAGCCGCUUCAUGUUCGAGUGCAUCUCCAGUCAGUUCCGGGGGGUGGAUCCCGCCCAGUGCCUGAUGGUCGGGGACCGCCUGGAGGUCGACAUGCUGUUCGGGUCCAACUGCGGCCUCGACACCAUGCUCACCCUCACCGGCGUCUCCCAGAUCGAGGAGGCGCAGGAGUACAGGAAUAGUGACCUGAGCACCAACCACAGCUUGGUGCCCGACUACGUGGUGGACACCAUCGCUGAUUUCUUACCCGCUUUUGAAGAACUGGAAGAACAGAGCAAUUGACGAGUCCGUUCCGCCUCCUGUACGGAGCACAGAUUGCUUCUACUACAUCAAGUGCAAUGUUGAGUCUGGCGAUUGCAAAAAAAUAAAAUAAAAAGGCCACUAUUAACAAAUGUUCCUGAAUAACAAGGCGCUGUUUAUGUUGUGACCAAGACGCGUGUAAGACAAAAAUUCUUCACCAAACUAAUCAGAGUAAUCCAGUGUAUACCUCAGUGUUUCUUCUAGUGUUGUGCUCAUUUGUGACUUGACGGUUCCUUGUUGGUGUGUUUCUAUUAAUAUAUGAAUAUACUGCACUUUCUUGCUCAUGACGUUCACAGAUCGUGUUUGAUAUUGGGUUUUGAACAUCCAGAGGUAUUUUUGUAAAGCCAUGAAUUGUCCUGAAUUCAUGCGUUUGGGAGCAAGAGGAGAAAACAGACCCUCGAACGGUGUGAGCUUUUCUCAGAUACGAUAGAGACGAAGCUGACAAUCGGCCAGUCAGACAGGUGAAGUGUACAUAUUUACCUUUGGCCUUUCUGUCAUGUCUGUGCUACUUGUGCCAAUAUUCAUCUGAGUAAUAAACGGCUUACUGAAGCGCAUAGUUAGAUAACUAGUAACCCAUUAAUGGUGGCUGGUCAUACUGCACUGUUGUGAAAUUUCAAUGUUGUUAAUGUUUACCAUACAAGCAUGCCAGCAACGGUAUCUACAAUAAAUACCUGAAAAUAUUC